Molecule: messenger RNA, 195 nt
Organism: Durusdinium trenchii
Lineage: Eukaryota; Dinophyceae; Suessiales; Symbiodiniaceae
Source: the annotation of a GenBank genome assembly
GUCGGUAUCUCGAUCCUGGGCUUCUCGAUUGGUUAUACCCUGGAUGCCGUGGGACCUAUUGUGGUUGCCAGCAUGCUUUCAAUAUUUGUGUUCAAAGAGAUGACUCAAGGAAAGCAACUGAUGCUGUACUGGGGCUCCUUCACCUUGCAACUGGCCGGUGUGCUCCUGAUGACUUUCUUCAGUGAGCACAAGUAG